This is a messenger RNA of Sapajus apella (tufted capuchin), 1573 nucleotides long. RefSeq names its product RAB34, member RAS oncogene family (gene RAB34). Gene Ontology annotation, molecular function: GTP binding; GTPase activity. NCBI's taxonomy places the organism in Eukaryota, Metazoa, Chordata, Mammalia, Primates, Cebidae. Gene Ontology annotation, biological process: endocytosis; phagosome-lysosome fusion. The transcript has 11 exons. The record is from RefSeq and is a predicted model, not a curated record. The coding region runs from base 435 to 1214 and encodes 259 amino acids.
UUGAAGGAAAAGAUGCCAGACUUCAGACGUCUGUCUCCUCGGUGGGCACCUCAUUCUAACCCUGGCACCCCCUUCAAACGCUUCCCCCCUCCCACAUCCCAGGGCAGAAGGGCGAGCGGGGCAGACUCUAUGAGUCACCUCCUGGGCCUGGAGUUGAGGAGGGAAGCGCCGCCUCUCCUUGGGCCCCUUCUCUCCCCCUUUCCCCUCCCCUCGGGUUCCUGGCAUCGCCAGAUGCUGCGCAGCAGUCUCCGAUUCCCCAUCACUAAUUCAGCUGGCGUCUCCGAGACCGCGGGCUCCCGUAGGGUGUCCGUGGCCCCGAGUUAUAGUCGGAACACCCCGGCCGCGGGUGAUCGUCGGGUCUCCACGCGCUCGGGUCGCUGGCGUGGAUCCGGCCUCGGCUCCCUCUCAAGGCGCCCCGCAAGGCCGCAGGCAGGAUGAACAUUCUGGCUCCAGUGCGGAGGGACCGCGUCCUGGCGGAGCUGCCCCAGUGCCUGAGGAAGGAGGCCGCUUUGCACGUGCACAAAGACUUCCACCCCCGCGUCACCUGCGCCUGCCAGGAGCACCGGACAGGCACCGUGGGAUUUAAGAUCUCCAAGGUCAUUGUGGUGGGGGACCUGUCGGUGGGGAAGACUUGCCUCAUUAAUAGGUUCUGCAAAGACACCUUUGAUAAGAAUUAUAAGGCCACCAUCGGAGUGGACUUUGAGAUGGAACGAUUUGAGGUGCUGGGCGUCCCCUUCAGUUUGCAGCUUUGGGAUACCGCUGGACAGGAGAGAUUCAAAUGCAUUGCAUCAACCUACUACCGGGGAGCUCAAGCCAUCAUCAUUGUCUUCAACCUGAAUGAUGUGGCAUCUCUGGAACAUACCAAGCAGUGGCUGGCUGAUGCCCUGAAGGAGAAUGACCCUUCCAGUGUGCUUCUCUUCCUCGUAGGUUCCAAGAAGGACCUGAGUACCCCAGCUCAGUAUGCGCUGAUGGAGAAAGACGCCCUCAAGGUGGCCCAGGAGAUGAAGGCUGAGUACUGGGCAGUCUCAUCUCUCACUGGUGAGAAUGUCCGAGAAUUCUUCUUCCGUGUGGCAGCACUGACCUUUGAGGCCAAUGUGCUGGCUGAGUUGGAGAAAUCAGGGGCCCGACGAAUUGGGGAUGUUGUCCGCAUCAACAGUAAUGACAGCAACCUCUACCUAACUGCCAGCAAGAAGAAGCCCACAUGUUGCCCAUGAGAGGUUGAGGAGACUGUUCAGAGACUGCCCAGCCCUGGGGUACUGUGCCACCUUCAUUCCCCCAGAGCUUGACCCCUGGACAUUUGCACUGACUUUAUCCAGACCAAAGAGCUGCCUCUUGGUGGCAAUAUCCCCAGAGGGGUAGCUGGGACCAUGCUAGUCACUUCCUGCCCCCAGGCACUGUGCCAAAGACUGGAUGCCCCCUGCUCCUCAGGGGACUCUCCAGGGUGCCCAGCAAUAGAGGGAGAGAGAGUCCCCUGUUCUUUUGCUCAGCCUGCUGGAUGCUUUGUGUAUGAGAAUGCCUAAUGAUUCCAGCCUCUUACUGUGCCUUUAUGCAUUAAAAUUUCUUUGUUACAACA